AUGGUUCUUCUGAAUAGUGGUAAAAGAAAGAAAGGAGAUGCCGACGAUGGCGAGGAUAGCAGUAAUUCACGCUCGCGUUCAAGGUUAGUUCUCCAUCUUGGAUUUGGCAUAAUUGUACAUUUCAAGUUUGUCUCUUUUGUAGCUCAUAGGGAUCGUGAAAGUUUCAUUCGAUCGAAGAUCAGAUCAGAAGUAUGUGUGAGUUAACCUUUGUAUCUGCCGGUUUUUCACGAUCGAGAGAUCCACUAAACUGAAAUAACUUUACUUUCUACGAUUGAUCACUCUCUAGACCUGAUGACUUCGGUGGCUCGACCGAAACAAGGGUCCUCAGGAUUCAAACAAAUGACACGCUGGAUGUUAAGUAUGGAUUUGAUCGCUACAAGGAGCCAAUAGAUCGACUUGGAUGGCUUAUCAACAUGCAUCCAGUAAGUUAAACAAGAUAAUUACAUUUGCCCAAGAGCAAGAGACGACACGAUAGAAAAAUGUCAUAACUUUAAAGUACAUGUACAACGUGAUCAAACUUUCUUUCGACUUAAGUUGACUGACUAGUAGACAAGUUUGAAAUGAAAUUGUGAAACAUCGUUUCUAGCCUGCCUUGAUCUUUAUGGUAAGGAUUUGUUUGCCUUCCGAAAACCUUCAAGUUGAUAAUGUUAGUUGUAAUGAAAACGUGACAACAAAAUGAGUGCAUUUCACAGAGCAGUGAAGUCAGAAGGAAGAAACUGGGGGUAUUUCAAAAAAUGUCCCAAAAAAUGGUUGCUCAUCCUAAAUUUACUCCUGUUUUUUUUUUUUGUUUUUUUUGGUAGACAGAAGUAAUUGAUGAUGACAAGAAGCUAAUAAGUGCUGUAGACCUCUACUUCAUUCAAGAUGAUGGAGGUCGCUUUAGGGUGGGUACCAUGAAAUCUGAUGAUGCGCUGAUCAAUUUGCAGCUUUGUCAUCUCCUAUCCCCAUUUUAGGCAACCCAUGAGCAUCUUACUGUUGUCUGUGCUGGUCAACAUCAUUAUAAUAUAAUGCUUGCAAGCAAAAAGGGCAACAAGGGUGCUAAAAGCUAAUGCACCAUGUCUUUUAUUUCUCACCAUUUUGUAAAAAAAAUAUGUUCUCUGGGAGAGCAUUUGACCAUAAAUGCAGUGGUUGGGUAUAGUAUUUGAAUGCAAUUGUGGAAGGGGGGUGUUGGAGCUUUAAAUUCAUUGAUACACAAGUCUUUCUAUAGCAUUGUAAACAUAGAUUCAAAUUUUUCCUUUGGUGUGGAUUAAUGUACUCAAAAAUCCUUUAUUAUUGGUCUCAUCUGCAUUAUUGCCAAUAAAUAAAUCUAUCCAUCAGUGAAUUAAGGCAAUCAGUCAAUCAGUCCAUCAAUCAGACACUCAAAUGGUAUAUAGUCCUGAUAACCCUGCCAUAUGCAAAAAUGGUCAGUUAGUCAAUCAGUGAGUCAAAAAGGCAGAGAAACAGUUAGUCAGUUACACAGUCAUUUACACUCAGGCAGUCAGUCAUUUGGUUACUCAAUCGCUCAAUCAGUCAGUCAGCAGGUCAGUGGGUGAGUAUAUGAGCCAAUGAGUCUGUGUCAAUGAGUUUUUGAGUCAGUAAGUUGGUUAGUGCACAAGUGAGCAAGUUUAAGGCCCAGUUCAGAUGUUGUGCUUCUGCCAUGCAGAACUUGAUUGCAAUUAGGUGCGACUAUGGGCCAAUAUUGUGCAUAAUUCAGCUUUUACUGAAAAGCCCUUGGUGCAUAUUUUGUAAAGGAGAAUUAUUAUUAUUAUUAUUAUUAUUAUUAUUAUGACUCCCCUGCAGUAAUGCAAUCCCACUUAAGUACAUUAGUAUAAUUUAUGAAUUCUGUUUGGCAUGGCAGGGAUACCACAUCUGAAUCACUUUUGAGCCAGAGUCAUGUAGCACGGCAGAGCUGGUUGAACUCAAUUCUCUCUAACUUAGUUAAAAAGUUUGAUUCAGAUUCCGUGCUUCUGCUGUGCUUUUGUCAAACUUAAUUCCUGUAUUCAGUUUGGCAUGGCAGAAGCAUGAUGUCUGGGCCUCAGUUGGUCAGUCCUCUGAACCAAUGCUUUUAUUGUCAUUUGACAGGUACCAUUACCCUACAAGCCUUACUUCUACAUCCUUGCAAAGAAAGUGAGUGGGCUUUUAGUCCUUUUAUGAUCCGUUAAUGUUUUAUCCAUGUCCAGCCCUUUCAUAUGGCUACUUUUGAAUCUAUUCUUUUAGACCUAGAAUACUUAAAUCAUCUACCUCACUGAAAACCCUUUUAAAUCUUAACUUUGUCUCCAAUGCUAGGACACUGAUCGAGAAGUGGCAACUUUCUUGAACAGAAAGUUUGGUGGACUGAUAGCAAGCAUAGAAACAGUUGCAAAGGAAGAUCUAGAUCUGGUAAGACCCUCUACACCCUGACAUCAGUAUACAUGUUCUCUAUACUCUCCUCUGUUAACAUUUUCUUUGGUACUGACAUAAGAAUUUGUUUAAAGAUCAAAGCUUCUUACAGCUGGUGAUAAUUUCCUUUGUUCUUAUGAUCUUAAUGAAUGAUUCAGCUGAAUUAUUGUGAUCUCUUUACCCUCUAGAAUAAUCACCUUGUUGGGCUGAAAAGAAAUUACAUUAAGCUGUCAUUUCUCACUGUUAACGACUUGAUGAAAGUGAAGAGGUAAGAUUUUUGAUAAGAGGUUUUUAUUUUACACAGUAUUAUUCACAGAUGUUCAAUUUUAUCUCCAUUCAAGGGAAAUCAUGCCAGCUGUAAGGAAAAACAAAGAACAGGCUAAGACAAAUGCAGCAUACAACAUUGUGAUGGGUAAUGAUUGGAAUGAAGAAGAAAUGAUUGCAACUAACAGAAGAAGUACUGAUCAAAUGGCAAAUAUCAUUGACAUCAGGUAAUAAACCAACUGAAUUUUUUUGUAUUUUUGUCAAAACUUGCUUUGGAGAUAUUUCUAAUUUUUCUAAAUUUUUUAAAAAAAUAUUUGCACUCAUGUGAGGAUUUUGGCCAUUUUGUCAUCGGCACAGUCAGUUGUUUAUAAAGUACAUGACUCUAAAUGAGAUGAAGAGAAGAAUCACUUUUUUAUCAUUAAGCUAAACAUAUUUGUAAAUAGAUUAAGAAAAAAUGGUUAAUUUUGAUUUAGGUGAAGAGAUAAAGAGAUAUUUUUCCUCUUGUUAGAAACGUGGAACAGAGAAAAAAUUCCCAUGAGUCCCCAUGAGGAAUGGAACCUCAGACCUUGGGAUUCUGUGCUCUGAUGCUCUACCACUGAGUCACAGAAACUCUAUGAUGAACAAGGCCAUUAAAAAGCUCAGCAAGCUCAAAGUUUAUCAUCUCUCUUAUUGUACAUGUGAACAUGGCUCUAUCGACAUUGCUGAUCCCAGCAAUAUGCUGGACUUAUGUCAUAUUUGAACUUUGAAAUGGUCUUGCUCACCUCAGAGGCUCAGUGGUAGAGCAUCAGAGUGCAGAAUCCAAAGGUCUGAGGUUUGAUUCCUCCUGGCCGCAUGGUGACUCAGAAUUUUUUCUUUGUCUAAUGCUUGUGACAAGACCAGAAACAUCUUUCUUUAAGCAAAAUGUAUUUGCAAAGACUACUUCUUUUGGGAAUGUUUGAUGGAAGAUCCAAACUUUGUUUAAGGAAACACACCUAAUGAGAUCAUGGGAUAGAAGGGUUAUGAGACUCACUGCUUACAAAACAUUUUCAUUCAUUGAAAAUAUUUUUUUUAAAUUAGGGAAUAUGAUGUACCCUAUCAUGUCAGAGUGGCCAUUGAUCUCAGGAUUUUUGUGGUGAGUGAAUAAACCUUGGUUAAAAUAUCAGAAAUAAAAUAUUAAAUACUCAAGCAUAGGAUGGGUGGAGCAGUUAAUGGUGGUUAUAUGGUCAGCAAUUUCUUGUAUCCCAACCAUGACCCCUAUUUUAGGCACCUGUCAACUCUGAUGAGAUCAGUGUUAGAGAAAAAAAAGCUAGGGGUGGAGUGGUUAAGUGGAAUUUUGUUGGUGGAAUUCUUGCAAACAACUGCCACAAACUGUGGAGGAACACCUCAAACUGCUUGAGAAGUCACAGAUUUACAAUGAUCCACACUUGCCUGCUCUUUUGAGCAUGACUGCUGACUAGGAAUGCUUGCUAAAAUCAACUUUUUGAAACUGUUGUAACCAAAAAGUGUAAUUCUAACAUCUAAGCUUCAAAUCCUGUGAAAAAAGUGAGGAUUUUCCUUUUGGGCCCCACCCUUCCUCACUUGUGACAAAUGUGUAACCCUUUUAUUUUCUUUUAACUUUCCUCUUGUCAUUAAACAGGGUCACUGGUAUGAUGUGAAAGUUCGUGGUGGAAUUCAUGCAGAAAUACGAAGAAGAGAGGAUCUUCUUGACAGACCUGUAAGUAGUUUUUUUUUUUCAUCCUUCAGUGUGCUCUUUAUCUAUAAUCAUGUACAGAUGUAGCACACAAAAUAGCUUAUCACACAGUUAUCCAGGAAAAUAGAUUUCCAUGUACAGUAUAAAAUUAAAUUUCCUUAAUUAUUUCAUUUCACCCUUUGACCCUUAAGAGUGACCAGUGUUUAACUUUCCCUUACAAAAUCACUGCCUAAAAAGCUCUUGAUUGUUGAACAAAUUCUCCUUGUCAGCACCCUAGGAAAUGUUUAGAGAACAGUAUAGAGAAUAUGCUCACUGAUAUAAGGGUGUAAAGGUUUUUAGGAAAUGUAGUCCACAAAAUCUGCUUUCCAGUCUGAUUCUUUAUGUGAGGCCAAAUACUAUUGCCUUUUUUUUUGUCAAAGACAUGGACUGGGGAAUCGAUUUUUAAUGAUGUUUUAAAAAAUAAAGCCUCUCAUAUGAAACUGGUUUUCUUCAGGAACCAAUUGUACUGGCAUAUGAUAUUGAGACAACAAAGCUGCCACUUAAGUUUCCUGAUUCCAGCACAGACUCCAUCAUGAUGGUGUCUUACAUGAUUGAUGGCCAGGUAUUUAACUAAAUUUAACUGAACUGCAUUUCAAACUGGGUAAUUAAGUGUUAUCCACUGAACUGGCCACUGUAAAGGGUUUUAAAGCUGACGUUUCAAGCAUUAGCCCUUCGUCAGAGUGAAUGGCGAAGGGCUAACACUCAAAGAGUCUACUUUUAAACCAUUUUGGUGGCCAAUUUAUGUUGUCAACUCAGUUGAUAAUACUUAAUUACCCUGUUACACUCUCCCAUGGAUGCAGCACCAAAGUUUCUUUUGAAACUCACCCCUUUAUUCUUUUUGCAUUCCAAACUGUUUAGGAAGUGCAAGUGUAUGGCAGUGGUCUGUUACUUUUCUAUCUGUUGGAAUCAGAUCUUACUUGAUCAACUGCCUUGUUUUAUUUGUUAUAGGGCUUCUUAAUUAUUAAUAGAGAAAUAGUUUCAGAAGACAUUGAAGAUUUUGAAUACACGCCUAAACCUGAAUAUGAAGGACAUUUCACAGUCAUAAACGAGCCCAAUGAGGUAGGAACAUCAUGAUGAUGUCUACAAAACUUGGAUCAUGUGUACUAUAGGUGGCCUCAACAUAUCGGCCAGCAGUCGACCAAUGUAUCGGUCGACUAUCGGUCGAACAGUUCCCGAUAGUCGGUCAAUAGUCGACCAAUAGUUGACCGAUAUAUCAAACCGACUGACAGCCGAUAUGUAGCGAUUAAUUAACUGCCAGUGAAGUAUCGGUCAAGUAUCGCUCAAGUAUCGGUCAAAUAUCGGUUGACUAUCGACCGAUAGUCAGUCGGCUGUCGACUGAUAGUCGACUGAUAGUCGGUCGACAAGUACCUUGACAGUCGGCCGAUACAUCAGCCGAUAUAUUGGCUGACAUGUUGACCAAGGCCACCUACAGUACACAUGAUCCCAAAACUUUACUGUAAGAUGGAUUUUGUGCCUGAAUAUUGAAACAUUAUUGCUGAUUUUUUUUGAAAAGUUAUUUUUCAAUUCUUCUCUUGGUAGUUAAGCCUCCUCCAGCGUUUUUUCGAGCAUAUCCUGGAAGUGAAACCAAAUAUAUUUGUAACCUACAAUGGUGAUUCCUUUGAUUGGUAAGAGAUUUCUUUUCAUGUCCAGUGCGUGGUUUAAAUGGGGGCCUCUUUAAACAAUGACUAGACCAGACUACAACACUGGGAGCUAGGUUCCCUACCCUUUGGGAGAAGUGUGUGGGUUGUUUAAUGUCCCCUGCCAGCCAGCACAAAGGAAAUGCAUGAUACAAGGCCUUCUGUUUUUCAUCCUUAUGAAGACUAGAAUGUCUAACCAUUUGUGGAUGUUAUAGCAAAGGCAGCAUAUUCUCCUCAAUUAUUUUGGACCCUGAGUGUUGGUCUGGUCUGGGGCGUGGACCCUCAACCUCCAGCUCUUCAACAAGAGCUUACCAAGUGGAGUUAAGAUACAAGUUGUUAGUAAUUUCCACUUCAAUGAAUGCUUCAAGAAAAUAGGAUGAGGCUUUGAACUGGACAGUCCAAGGUUGUGAUAUGUCUUGCUUGAUCUAUGAGUAGAUGUGGUUGUUCUGGAUAGAGGCAUUCUUGAUAUGUAAGCCAUUUCUGGUCCAAAUGGGGCAGGUUUGAGGCAUUUCCCAAGACUUGUUCUUCUUGUGUUAAUACUUACUUUGAAAACAAUGUGUAUUUCAGGCCAUUUGUUGAGGCCCGUGCAACAUAUCAUGGUAUCAACAUGUUUGAUGAAAUUGGUGAGAAAUUAUACUUUUAAACAAGUCAGUGCUUCAUCGAUAAACAGGCAGUCAGUUAGUGAGUCAGUAACUUAGUUAUUUUCUCUGACAAAGGACUAAUUUACAGUUACCUCUAUCAACUUACAGUUAAUAACAUGCAGAGCACAGUCAGUCAGUCAUGAGUUAAUAAUAAGAUAAAGUCUUUUUGGAGAAAGCUACUUCAGUUUGAGUGAGGUUUGGAGGACUUUCAUUUGACUGUCCUUUAUGAUUUAAUAAUGUGUUUCAAAUUUGUCCUGACCUAUUCCUCAGUUCAUGGAUAGUGGAAGUUAAGAUGAGUGAAUUUCUUUGUGAUACACUCUUUUCAGGUUUUUCUGCUGAUGCACAAGGAGAGUACAAAAGUCGGGCGGCAAUCCACAUGGAUGCUUUCAGGUUUGUCUGAUAAUUAUCUUUUGACAAUCCAUUUUUCUUUAUGGACCAAAUCUCUAUAAUUUUGUGGCUAAGUGUUUACCUCAAUUGGUGAGAAGGGGUCUGAGUUUAAGCCCUCAAUAGUACAAUUGUUGUUUUUUUGUUUUGGGAUAAGACACUUACUCUCAUGGCACCUCCCUCUACCCAUGAGUAUAAAUGGGUACUAAUGAACUGUCAAUGAAGGAAAGUUGAUGAAAUCAUAAUGGCAGAACUGUCAACAAGAGCUGUUAGAAGGCCAAAAUGGCCAGCCAGUUGACCAUCUUAGGCCGUAACUUUCAAACCCGUCUGUCACAGGUGCUGAUACCAAAAGCCAUACCAUCUCAGAAAUUUUUACAGCAGCCAUUUCCCAGUUUGAGUGGUAUUGAAUGCAUAAUUUCCAGUGACAAGUUUAGAUGUGUGAAUGAAUCUCAUCUUUGGAAUUUGCUUGAAUAUACUUAAAAAAAGGUUGAAAAUGUGGUUUCUCGAACUUGUCGUUUAUGUCAUUUGCUGUUUUCUUUAGAUGGGUUAAAAGAGACAGCUACCUCCCUGUCGGAAGUCAAAACUUGAAGGCUACUACCAAAGUAUGGAGAGAAAAAUAUAUUUUUUUCAUUUAAUUUUUUUUUCAGUUAAUUCAUUUUUUUCGCCCUACUAAUUAGUGCUGCAUCAGAACAAUUUAAGCCUUUUUUUGUGGUAUGCAACAGUGCAAUUUAUCUCUAACCCUACAACUCCCAGAAGUGAUUCACAUGUAACUUCUCCCUACAAUAUCUGUCCACUAUUUAGCAAACUGGUAAUGAGAGUAUUCAAAUGUAUCAGGUAGAAUUUGUUUUCUUGAUCUAACACCAAAUUCUUGCAACUAAUUUAUAAGGAAAUGUGUAGCAGCUAGAGGGGAGAAUUAACAAUCAGAUCUUGGGAGUUAAAGGGUGAAGAAGUCUAAAAAAUAAAGGUACAGUGAGAUAAAGAAAAGAAAAUGUAGAACAAAGAAUAAAAAAAAGAAUGAAACAACUUGGAAAUCAGAAGUUGUAAAUCUUUGGCUGAACUGAUUGAGAGAUGUUACUCCCUUAAGUUAUAUUUAUUUAGACUCAUCAUUUAUUCAUACUCAUUUCAUCUCUCAUCUUUUUCUUAAUAUAAACUUCCACAAGGUGGUUAAAAGAAAAAAGGCUUAACCCUUUAACUCCAAAGAUCUGAUUGUUAAUUCUCCUCUCUAGCUGCUACACAUUUCUUUGUAAAUUAGUUAUGAUAAUUUAGUGUUAGAUCAAGAUGACAACUUCUACCUGAUUAAUUUUAGUUUUCUCAUUACCUGUUUGUUGGAUAAUGUAUGGAUAUUAUAAGGAGAAGUUUCAUGUUAAUCACUUCUGGGAGUUAAGGGGUUCACAGAAGGACAUUUUCCUUGAAAUCUGUGGGCGCAAUUGAAAGGAGUGUAUUUUAAUUCUUUCUCGGUAAUGAGACCUGUGUUCAGUCUUCAGUUAUCAUUCAUGUUGUUGACUGAAUUGUCUUUUUCUUUACCCGCAGGCUAAGCUGCGAUAUGAUCCCAUUGAACUGGAUCCUGAAGAGAUGUGCCGCAUGGCCAGUGAGCAACCUCAGGUAAGAAAUGUUUUAAACUUGCUGCCAGGCAUCCAAACUGAAGAAAUAUACUCAACUCAAUAUCUGUAUAAUCUGUUUCAUCUGACUUGUACAAUCUUGUUUGACUGAAAGGAAAACAAUAACAUUUGAAUAAAGGAAACUAGAUGAAAUGAAAGAAAAUGCCACUUAUGAGAUAUGUAAGCCAGAGAGAGAAAGUGAUCCACAAAAAGCAAAACUUUAUUCACUCCAGAACACAUGAUUUGGACCCUAUUAUGCAUAUCUAACCCAGUAUUAUAAGACAUACUGCAAUCAACACAAAGCCUGAAUAAAUUAAUGAACAAAUAAAUUUAAUAGGAGCAGCAUUUCCACUGGGGGGGGCUCUUUGUUCAGUGUCUUCGAGUCAGAUUAGAAUUUGGAAUGUUAGUUGCAAUGGGGGGAAGAAAACCAGAAGACAGGGAGAAAAACCUUCAAAACAUGGUGGUCACCAUGUGAUCUGAACAAUGUUACCCUGUACUUCUAGACUUUGUUAUUUUUUCUCAACAUGCUGGGUUAAAAUGUCUAACUGAAUGUUAACAUUUCUCUCAACCAGGAAUUGGCAAAUUACUCAGUUUCUGAUGCAGUUGCAACUUACUACCUUUACAUGAAAUAUGUCCAUCCAUUUAUCUUUGCACUGUGCACCAUUAUUCCCAUGGAGGCAGAUGAGGUGGGUAUAAGUCAUGUCAAACUCUCUUGUGUGGUAUAAAAUUUAAGUUGGUGGAGUUGAAACUACUCCAAGGAAAAUUAGGAGUGUUACUCCCAGUGCCUUCAAGGCACAGAAACACAGACAAGAUCUCAUUGGAAUGAGCUUAAAUUAGUUUUAACUGUUUAGAUCCUAAAUAAUCAAUUUUACAGUUGUGUACUUAGUUGCCAAGCCUUUGAUUUGGAGUGAAGCUGAAGGUGACCAUGUUGUGAUGGAGACCAGUAUCUAGUUAGCAUGAUAACAGAGUAUUUUACUUUUGAAAAGCAGCAACAUUUUGUAGCGUAACAAGGUCAACAUUAGCCUCACUCCUGUUCAAAGGCUUGGCAACCAAGCACGCAACUAUAAGAUGGGCUAUUGCAGUCUCUUCUAGAAUCAGGGGUCAAACCCUGUUUUAAGUCUCUAUAGCUUCUACAAUUUAAUUCAUGAAUUUGUCUGAUAUUAAGAGUCGUUAUGCAAAAGGAAAUGCAAAAGUUUGGGUAGGCAAGAAAGCACAAAGAGAGAAUGAAGAACAUGGACACAGUAAACAAAUGUGGACAUUGUACACUUUGUAAAGCCACAUUCCCUAGCUACGUUUACAGGUUUGUGUCAGCUCACUAUUAUAACACGCCUUGUAGGUUCUCAGGAAAGGAUCAGGAACAUUGUGUGAAGCCCUGUUAAUGGUGCAAGCCUUCCAUGCAAACAUCAUAUAUCCUAACAAGCAAGAGCAGGUCAGGGUUCUGUCAUGUUGGUCACCUGUAUUUUGCUUUGCUUCAGGCAGUUUGGCUCCUAAUGGCACAUGUUAUUUCCUUUUUCCAGUUGGCUAUCACAAUUACUCAUGCUGUGUUCUUAUGACAUUGAAACUAGAAGCCCUUUGCAUUUUUUCAGGUGUUUAAUAAGCUGACAAGUGAUGGCCAUGUGCUUGACUCUGAGACGUACGUAGGAGGUCAUGUAGAAGCUCUUGAGUCAGGAGUAUUCAGAAGUGACAUCCCUUGUAGAUUUCGAUUGGUAAGUGUCAGGGAACGAGUGGUGAAGGUCAUGUUAGGUGGGGCAGUCAUUUAAACCAUUUUUGUUGAGCAAUAGUCGACUGCUAUUUUGCUUCAGAUGUCACCUGACUGUUUGAGGUGUUGGUUAACCAUCAGCUGAUUACUGACAUGAGACUAUUGCUGGAGUAUCAGGAAGCAUUCUAGACGGAUUUAUUGACCAAUGCAUUAGCCAAUACAUAUUAUGAAAUAAGGGUUACCAAGGGUGCAUAUGAUCUAAGGCAUCUAUAUAAUUAUGCUAAUACUGUCUCUCUAUGAAUAAUCUCACCUGGUUAUCCCUUCAUGACCUAGAAUAUUAACAUACCCUAUUUAAUCAACUAAGUGUCUAUGCUGUAAUAUGCACUCUUCUCCAAAUAACCACCCAUCCCUUGGGCCACAAUAUCAAACAAGCACUCCUCCCACAUAAGCAUCCCCCCCCUCCUUCCUUCCUUUCUUCAAUAGAAGAGAUACAAGGAAAACCUGUUUCCAUUGCCACUUUGUGUAUAACUUUUUAGGCUUCAAGUACAGAUUAAUAGUUUCUUAUUAAGCACCUCCUGCAAUUUAGCCCUCUCCUUGCAAUGAAAACCCCUCCUUUUAGCCAAUUUUUAGUUAAGUGCCCAGGUGUUUAUUCAAGGAAAUAUGGUGCUCCAACCGUGAGACUUACUUCAGUCCCUUCCAUUUAUGUUAUAGGUUCCUGAUGCAUUCCAAAAACUUAUCAAUAAUGUGGAAAGCACAAUGCGACAUGCAAUUGUUGAAGAAGAAAAUAUUCCUAUGGAUAUUGUUACAAAUUUUGAUGAGGUUAGUAUAUCCUGUAAAAUUCAAUAUUGUUCCAUAGAUUGGAUAGGAAAUGUUACCAGGACUAAGUUAUCCAAAGGAGAGUAAAAUUAGAAAACUGCAUGCUUAAUAGCAAAAUUGAUGGACUGUGUGUAUGUAAGGUAUGAGUCAGUCAAGUAUUUGUCACUACCAUUGGACAACAUGUUGACUGGGGCCAAUACUUUACAGUCACUUGGUCAACAAUGUGCCUUGGUUGGCUCUUGUUACUGAGUGCUAUCUUCUCUACUCAAAUACUGGCAUAUUUUCUCCAAUUCCUUAAAAGAGAUUUUUGGUGGCCAAUCAUCUGUUCUUGACCUUUAAUGCCUGCAUGUAUUUCAAAUGGCAGCUUUUGGAGCUUAUCCUCUCUCCAUCAGCAUAGAUAUAUCAACUGACACUUGGCCAUCAUUUCAAAUGAUAGUAUCGGUCAAUACUCAGCUGACAGAUACCUUGAGUACACAUGAUCUGAUUAAACUGCAUUACACAGCUUGUAGCAGUUGGCUGUUGUCUCCAUCAUUAGGAUGACAUGGCCCUGGUUGUUAGUGUGCCUUUAAGAUACCCCAGCUUCCUUUUUGCUUUCAUUUAACCCUUUGAUCCUUGAGUGAUUAGGAUCUAAGUUCUCCCUACAAUAUACCUAAUUUCUCCAUGCGAUAUCACCCCUGAAUCAAACAGUAUGGUCAUGAGACUAAAGUAGAUGAUCACUAAAUGAUAUUUAGAUACAGUAUCAAUAUUUAGAUAUAGUAUCAAUAUUUGAUUUUUGGUCCUGAAAGGUUUGUUCCGAGAUCAAAGACAAGUUGGCAAGUUUGCGAGACACACCUGCAAGACUGGAGAACCCUUUGAUCUAUCAUCUUGAUGUGGGUGCCAUGUACCCUAACAUUAUCCUUACCAACAGACUCCAGGUAACAACUUUUAAAAAUCAGGAUGAAGGGUCAUGCAUUGUUGUCAAAACCUGUAAAAAUUUGCCCCUGAAUGUCAUUUGAAGAAGACAUGAUAUUUUGUAGUACAACGUUUCCACAACAAUUUUCUCACCCCUGCUCUGCUUAUGAUGUUUUUGUUGUUCUUGUUGCACUAUUGUAGCCAUCUGCUAUGGUUGAUGAGGCAACUUGUGCUGCAUGUGACUUCAACAAACCAGGAGCAAAAUGUCAGCGAGUCAUGAACUGGACUUGGAGAGGCGAUUUUAGUAAGAAGUUAAUUUUUAUUUCAGAAAAAGGGGUUUUUCCCAGUUUUUAUCCAACAACCAAUUACUGCCCUACCUUUACCCCUUUGCUCACUUUUUUUAUGUCUGACAGAUCUAAGUUGUUUAUAAUCUGAUGUGAAACAUGAGAAAAGCUAGAGUCAUGUCAACAUUUGCAGCUGGAUUUUUAUGAAAUACGUAUCAUUCCCAUAGAAAAGACAAUAGAGAGGCAGUAUAUGGCAACAUAUGGUGCAUAGUGUCCCAUAUCAAAACCCUAUGAAAUCCAUAUAUGGCCCAUAGAUUUUCCCACAUCAGACCCAUAUAUGGGUCAUAUAUGUCCCAUAUCACUUAGUUUGGUAAGGGUGGAUCCACUUUAGUACACAAGAGUGCAUCAUGUGGUUCUCCCCCCAAAAUAAAAUUUGUGGAAUUUUCUACAGCAUAUCUUUAAUUUAAAUCAUUAAAAAAAGGAAACCUGUAGUCACACAUUUGCAAAUAAUACAUUCUGAAAACAAAAUUCAAAUACAUCAGAGGAGAUGAAUUGAAGAAAAAUUCAGCACAUAGGAAAAAAGGAGAUUUCAAAAAGAGGCCUAAAAAGGGCACUGCAUAGUACCUAUAGUACUACACAAAAGGUCUGAGAACAGAUCAUGAAAGGCUGAUACCCAGAGAUCAGUUGUAGGAAGAUACAACCACAGAAUAAUUUUAGACUUGGGCUUUUCCACAGGAAGCCCACCCAAUAAAUCAAACUAGACUGCACUCUUUGACCAAAACCACACCCACUCACUUGGGUGGCUAUUUUCUUUUGUAUUGCAUCCACUUCAUUUCUUGAACUCCUUACAUGUGAAUUUUUUCCUAUCAGUGCCAGCAACUCGUAAUGAAUAUCAAACCAUCAAACAGCAGCUUGAAGUAGAAAAGAUUCCUGGUGUUAAUCCAGGUGAUCCCACAAGAUCUUUCCAUUCUCUAACCCUUGCUGAGCAAGCUCAGAUGGAAAAAAAGAGAUUGCAAGGUAAGAUGUGCAGUGCCAAUAAAAGUGAUGUCAUUUUAGGAUCAAGAUUUAGUGGUAUGAAAAGGGUUUGUGCAUUUAAAUCUUGAUUGAGUGGGGAAUUGAUUAGUGUUAGAGAUCAGGCUAUGAGUCAAUGCUGAUUUCAGCCAGUUCAUGUUUUUUACAGUUAAUGUAAGUUCUUUCCUAACUUGUUCCAUGUCUGUUUUCAGAUUACUGCCACAAAGCUUACAAGAGAGUGCGUGUAAGCAAGCAAGAAAUCAGAAAUACCAUGAUUUGCCAACGAGAGAAUUCAUUUUACGUGGACACUGUGCGAGCUUUCCGUGACAGGCGUUAUGAAUUCAAAGGGCUUCUUAAGGUAUAUUAAUAACCCUGAGAGAUCACAAUAGUUCACUACAACAGUUUGAUUCUUUUCUGAUAUCUAUUAGUCUUGUACAGUAACCAUCAAGUCUUAAUUAAGGCAGUGAUUGUUGUGUGAAGAAAUGAUACUUCCUAGUAGCCUGAGCCAGUAGUCAGAGCAAAUGACAAAGGGCUAAUGCUUGCAAAUUUACAUUUUCAACUGAGUUGAUAAUGCUAAAUUAACUUGCUGUAAACUGUCUGUUUUGUGGUCCAGUAACAUCAUAUGGUGUCAGGAGUGUGAUACCAACCCACACCUCCAAUAACGAGUGGAAUCUUGAUGAAUAGGACAAAUUUUUAUGAUGAUUUUUACAGAUCACAAUGAAUGAUUUUAGUUGUUCACAGCUUGGGCUAUUCUUGCCCUUUCACUCUUAAGAUCAAAAUACAUAUUUUCUGCACUGUCUCCUGUGUACAUCUGACAUGAUUUUAGUUGAAAUAUAAAUGUCUGGAAGUUGAUUUUCUCUCUCUCUGAUACAAGAAUACAUUGAUAAUGUAAGGAGAAAUUUCUUUUUUUGUUCACUUCUGAGAGUGAAAGGAUGACUAAGAAUCACAUGGGUUUAAACAUAAGCUUUCCCUCUGAAUCAAACAAUGGACGCAAUACAUUGUUUUCUUCAAAGGCUUGGAAACGAAAACUUGGUGCUGCUAUGCAAAGUGGUGAUCCUGAAGAAAUCAAAAGGUAAUGAAAUUUUCUUAAAGGUGUGGAAAUCUUGAAUGCAAAGACUCCUACAGUCAGCUAAACCCAUCAAAUUUUGACAACAAACAGAAAUGAAGACAGUGGUAAUUUUUUAAGACAAGUUUGUUAGACAGAUCAUGGUUUGAACCUUUGGGGGGGGAAUAACAUGUGAUUGUGCAGUCUAAUUGUCUGAGAAGAACUGUUGUUGGUAGGUUUGACUGACAAUAGAUGACUCUCUACUUUGAGGUAUAGUUGAUGUUUAAAAACUACAGUUAUCUUACUACAAACAUUCCCUUUGAUUUUAACUGAUUUUAUUGAUUUUAAGGAUAUCAUGGUUAUUUUCCCUCAUUUUUCAGUUGUAAAAGCAAAGAGGUUUUGUACGAUUCUCUUCAGCUGGCCCACAAGUGUAUCUUGAAUUCUUUUUAUGGUUAUGUCAUGAGGAAAGGGUGAGAAAAGUUAUUUCUAUCUCCAUACAGAUUUUAUGUCGUCAUGGAUAAUGUUGCAGUGUUUUUUUUCUAUUUAAGAGCUCUCCUUCCAAUAAGUGCCCCUCCUUUUAGCUUGAAUUUCAAAUAAUUGCCCUGAAUAUAGCUUUUUUAUUUCUAGUAGAAAUCUUUGUGAACCAGCCUUGUAUUGAAACAUGCUACAAUAUGAUUAGCUACCUUACUAUUCUAUUCUGUCUAUUUCAUGAUGGGCUAUGUGCAGCCCCACACCGUGUGGUUUUAUACAAAAUAAUAAAAUUGAAACAUAGGGCUAUCUUGUUUUUAUGUUUUGAAGGACUGCCCAAUGUAUACAGAAACAAUUGAAUUACUUCAAUGAGUUAUACUUGAAUCUUACUUCCUCCUCAAGAACUAUCAUCAAAUCUUGCCCUCAUAAAAUAUUUGUCAAUUUUUUCCUCUACCAGUAACUCUCGCAUUACCUGUUGUUUUCAGGGCUCGAUGGUAUUCAAUGGAGAUGGCUGGCAUUGUUUGUCACACAGGCGCCAAUAUUAUCAGACAAGCUAGAGAAAUUGUGGAACAAAUUGGGUGAGCUCAUGCAGUUAGAUAACUCUUAAAACAAAUUACUACAACCUCUUUGUUGUGGAAAAAAGACAGACUGUUUUAUAGCAAGGCCUUAAAAUCUGACCAUUGUAUCUAGCUUGGUGCAUGAUCACAAUGUAUCUAAUUCUCUAAGACAGCAGCUAAAAAGAAGAAAUACAACCUUUACAUUUUACUGUGCACUCAAAAUUUAAAGUGACAAUAUUAAAAAGGUAUCCUUUAUUGAUUACUAAUUCAUUAGUGGCUUCUGUUUAUUAGACGUCCUCUAGAACUAGACACUGAUGGAAUCUGGUGUGUUCUGCCAGCAAGUUUCCCCGAAAACUUCCAGGUGAAGAUUUAUUUAUUGGCUUUAAUUUUUCUAAACUUGACCAAGAGAAUAUGACCCACCAAAUUGACCAAUCACAGUUUGCAUAUUAACUGAGAAAUAAUUGAUCAAAUAUUUGACUCACAGAUAACUACAUCUAACCCAAAGAAGAGUAAAGUGGCAAUUUCAUACCCUGGAGCUAUGUUGAACAUCAUGGUUAAGGUAUUUAGUAUGUUGGUCUUGAUUCAUUCGUAAAGACAUGUGAUAAAUUGCUGUUCAAACUUGUAGUUUCUUAAAAGAUUUUGUUACCUUGCCGUUUUUUCCUUUCAGAACCACUACACCAAUGAUCAGUACCAUGAACUUACAGAUGCAGAGAAUCUGACCUACGAAACAAGAAGUGAAAACUCCAUCUUUUUUGAGGUACACCUCUGCACAGUAUGAGUACUAAAUGCUAUCGAAUGAAUUUUCCUUAGCUUAUAAAUGUUGUAGUUGUGAUAUUUACAAUCUUUAAAAGAGAAAGUGUUUGAAAUUUAAUUGAUGUUUACAAAAUUUGACUCAUCUGUUUUGUAGAAAAUUGUAAGUUAGCCCCUCUUAAUCAGCAGUAUGUAUAAUAGUUUAGACUAGGAGAAUUACAUUUCAUUGAUAAUGGGAAAGGGAACUGAAAUUGAUAUAAUUUCUUUAUUGUCAGGUUGAUGGUCCCUACAAGGCAAUGAUUCUUCCUGCCUCAAAAGAGGAAGGAAAGAAAUUAAAAAAAAGGUAAAAGUGUGAAUUAGUGUUGUACAGCAUUUUUGUGUACCCUGGAGAAUACAAGAUUGAAGGAGUCAGUUGGUGUUGCAUUGCAUCUGUUUUGAAAACUAAAGAAUACUAAGUACUGUAUUGAACUAAAAUGAUCAUCUUGCAGAACUUCACCAGGUUGACCUUUUGACCCUUUUAAGUGACUAACAUCCAAUUUCUCCUUACAAUAUCACACAUGAAUCACACACAAAGGUCACAAGAAGAAAGGUAAUGAUCACCACCUUAUAAAAUCCCUUGAUUGUUAAACAAAUUCUCCUAAUUAUUCUUCUCCUAAUGAAGGAAAUGUAUGGAGAAUUUCCCCACUGAUAUUAGGGAGUAAAGGAUCAAAAUUACCAUCAUUUUGCGAGUGAUACUUACAAUAUUUGCAGUUGAAGAUGUUGAUAUAGUGGCACUACUCUUCCAACUUGAACCCUUGAUUAAACACUUAUUAUGUGUAUUUUGAUCUGUAUAUACAUUCAUUUUUAAUUAAAAUGGUUACACAAUUAUUUCCUAUCAGAUAUGCAGUGUUCAAUGAUGAUGGCUCCUUGGCAGAAUUGAAAGGAUUUGAAGUUAAGCGACGUGGUGAAUUACAACUGGUCAAGAUUUUCCAGUCCUCUGUUUUUGAGGCUUUCCUUCAUGGGAAAACUCUAGAAGAAGUUUAUGCUGCUGUGGCUCAAGUUGCAAACUACUGGCUUGAUGUUCUCUACAGCAAGGUGUGGUAACCCCAUUAUUCCUGCCAAAAAAAUGAAAUUCUCUUCACAAUAUUAAUACAAUGUUUGAGCUAAUUUGCUUAAUGUCUUUGUAUGUGAGGUGAAUUCAUGUAAAUUACUUAAGCUUAAAGUGUCCAUCAUAGGCUGAACUGUUGAUAUAAAUUAUUGAUAAAUGUUAAAAUUUUUCUCCUUCUCCCAAUCCUUUUAGGAGUCUAUGUAGUUAAUUAUGUUUUUAAAGCUCUUGGCUGUGGCAGUACAGAAUUGAAGAUUUUAACCCUGCUACGGAGAGAUUUAUCAACUCAGUACCUAUGCUAAUUUUCUUCUUUAAGGCAACAAAUAUGCCUGACAGUGAACUCUUCGAACUUAUCUGUGAGAACCGCAGCAUGUCUAGAAAGCUUGAAGAUUAUGAAGGACAGAAAUCAACCUCAAUCAGUACAGCGAAGAGACUGUCGGAAUUUCUUGGUGAUCAGAUGGUCAAAGACAAAGGUCUCAGCUGCCGGUUUAUUAUUUCAAGAAAGCCAGAAGGAUCACCAGUGACUGAGAGAGCCAUACCCUUGGCAAUCUUUCAAACAGAGGAUGGUGUGAAGAAACAUUAUCUACGACGUUGGCUGAAGGAUGCUUCCAUGAGCAGCUUUGACAUCAGAGAUAUCUUAGAUUGGCAGUAUUACAUUGAGCGGCUUAACAGUUGUAUUCAGAAGAUCAUCACCAUCCCAGCCGCACUGCAAGGGGUAUGACUAAGUUUUCACAGUUGUUUAAAUAUGUGAUGAUGUUACCUUUAACUUGAUAAUGAUCAUGACCUGCUGGUAAAUUUGAAAGGAUAAUUAUUGUUUCUCUGAAUUUUGGCUCAGGCAAGAGGAAAAAUUAUUUACUUCUACUUCAAGGGCAAAAUUAUUUUAACUUUGAUAAUCAGCAAAUCAACAUUGCCUAUCAAUGUAGCCUGACUAAUCUUCAGAAGUAUUCAUUUUCAUUAACAUUUUUGUGAACCCUUUAACUCCCAAGAUCUCAUUAGUAAUUCUCCUUACUGUCUGCCAAACGAUUCUCAUUAUGUUAGUUUGAAGAAUUUGGUAUCGCAUCAAUUAGUAAUCCCGUAAUUGAUAUUUUUCUUUAUUCUCAUCACUUGUCUGCGUGAUAUUGUAUAGAUAUAGUAAGGAGGAAUUCUGUCUUGGUCUCUCACCGAAGUUAAAGGGUUAAAGCAUGGUUUUGCAAAAAAUUUAUGGAUGUAAGCUGUAUGAUUUAAAAUCUGCUUCACUUUCUUCUUAAAAAUGGGGAUUUCUUUUAGCUGGCAAAUAUUUUCAACAACUUUUAUAUAGCUUGCAACAAACAGUGCCUCUACAAUCUCAUACAGUAACCAUUCCUUAUCAUGAUUUAACACAAUUGACCCAUCAUAUAAUUAAUCUAAUGAGGUUUUCCUUUCUACUUUCACUUUUUGUUACAUUUUCAAGAAUAAAUGAGAAAUAAAAGACAAUUUUGUUUUGUAUGGUAAAUACAUUGAAAGAGGGUUUCUCUCUAAUGAUCAUUAGGAUUCUUCAAUUAAAUUAUUGUUAAAGUACAGUAUUCUCACUUUUUACCUUUGUUUAGGUCAGCAACCCUGUUCCUCGUUGCUCCCAUCCAGACUGGCUGCACAAAAGACUAUUAGAAAGAAAUGAUGUUUUUAAACAACAGAAGAUCAAUGCCAUGUUUGCACCACUUCCAAAAAAGAAGGUGGAAAUUUUAUCCUUUUUUUAACAAAUGAAAGAAAGAGCAAACAACAUAAAAUAAACAAGACUAAAACCAGUGGGAUCAUGUGUUGAAUGACAAUCCCUCUGUUCAUGGUUGAUUGAUUUAAAAACUGUACUGGCCAACAUCAGUUAACCAACUGAUUGACUAUCAACAGAUAUUUAAACAAUAUUUCAGCAAUGGCUAUCAAUUGUGUGCAAUCCUGUGCAUAAUUUGUCAAAGGAGCAGGAAAGAUAGUUAAUUUUUAGUAAUGAAAUAACGAAAGGUGUGUUUUUUUGCCUUGUCUCAAGUGUGAGACAAAGAAAAAAAAUUUUAGUCCUUUUGAGAGAUGGAACCUCAGAAUUCUUUGGAUCUGUAACUUGGUUGAUAUAUUACACACUCUCUUUCCUUAAUAAACUGGUCACAAGACUUAAGAAAUAUUUGUUCUCCUUUGAUUUCCAUUUAGCUACAGGAUGACAUCUCCAAUCAAGAGAAUCACAGUCCUCCCACUAGCCAAUCCUUGGAUAUAGAGGAUAUAGCUGGGAAAGGAAAAUCACCAACUGGUAUACCUGUGGCCACCAAGAGGAAGCAUGGACAAAUGACUCUUGGCAGUAGUUUUUCCAACAUUGCAAAUCAAAAUUCCUCGAAGCAAACUGAGGGACCAUUGUCACAAACAUGGAAAGAAGUUUUAGGAGAACCUCCACAAUGGGGACCGAACAAGGUGAACUACUCAAACUUGCACCUGAGGGAUAGCAUGGAAAAAAGUCCCAAGCAACUUUUGAUGGAUUGCUAAGUUCUUCUAUAAAGUUAUCCAUUCCUUGAGAAAUGCAUGAAGAAUUUGGUAAUUCAUUAAAAGUCACUCAGGGUCAUAAUUUUGGGCAACUUAUUAAGUCUUUUCUAGUUACCAGUAGUUCAGCAGAACUAAGGACAGUUUGUCUUAAAGUGUCAGGUGUGUAACUCAGUGUACUGUAGAUUCUGUGCCCCUCAGCUCUGAUUUUCAGUGAUUCAGUGUGCAUUGCAAAUGUCAAGUCUGAUUAUUUUUGAUUAAUUAUGAAUGAUUUGUUUUUUGAGCAAUUAAGUUUGACUGAUUGAUCAAGUCAUUGAUCUGAUUUUCAUUUGUUUAAAACCGUUUUCACUUGUUUGAAACCACUCAAAACCACUUGGUGCUGCAAACUAGGUGUAAAUUAGGUGAGCUUGUAUCGUAUUACAUCACUUUCUCUUAUGAUUCACCUUAUGAUGUGAUUUGAUCAAUACACCUUUUUAGGAAGACAAGGAGAAAUGGGUGCAAUUUCAAAAGAAAAAAUGGGAAUUCCAGGCCAAGCAACGUGCUGAGAGGAAACGUCUGCGUAAGGAAGCUGAUUCUAUGGGUAUGAGCACACUGGCUGUUGGGCGUGGCCCAUCCACUGGGCUGUCAACAUUUAUGAGACAGCAAGCUAGGUCUCUUGUAGAUACUCCUUGGCAAAUAAUACAGGUGAGGGUUUGUGUUUGACAUCUCAAGAUGAAAAUAUUGUUUUAGUCCCUUUUUUCGGUUUUACAUUUACCUAAUGGAUCUACUGUAGCUUGAAUAAGCAGUAACUGAAGUGCUUUUGUUUUAUUCUAUAUUUUAGUUGGCUGAAACUGAUGAUCCAGGGACAUUCAAGGUUUGGGCUGUAGUAGGUACAGACCUCCAUACAAUCAAAGUUAAUGUGCCAAGGAUUUUUUAUGUAAAUUGCCACACCCCAAAAGAAGGAGCUGGGACAAGUAAGUUCAGUGUAUUUCAUUUCUCACACAACUUUUCUUAUGGCUUCAACAACAACAGCAACAAGACAGUAUCACUAACAAUGUGGACUUUAUGUCUAUAGAUAAAGAUGUUACCUUAAAUUUCCCAUCUUAAUCUAAAGUAGUUGGGACAUUACUGUGGUGUUAGUGAAUGAUGCACAAUUAGAUUUGAUGAAAAAAGCUGCAACAAGCUAAGACCAUUCUGUGCCACACAGCACUUACCUCCCUCUGUAGUGGCUCAGAUAAGCUGCCCACACCUGAUAUGAUAUGUGGGUUGAGUUUUUGGUGGGUUCUUCUCGUUGUUCAAAUAGUUUUUUGCUUGGAUCUCUGAUUUACUUGUAACUCCCUCCUUUAAAACCAUCAUUCCAAAUUCUAAUUCAUCCUGAAAUUGGUGCAAGAAGAACUAAUGUAAAGGAAAAAAAGUAGCAUGAAGUUAUUAUUAUAAUUAGCACAUUGCUUCUUCCACUUGAUAGGAUGCCAGUCCAUCUUAGGUAACCUUCACACCCUAGCAUUUCAACAAACUUUCACAAAGCCCAAUUAAAGUUAGGCUGUAAAUAAACCAUUUAUGGCAAAAAUUCAUCCCAGGGUUCAGCACACAAAAGCUAGGUUGUAUAAACCUUUAUAAAAAUUACUGGAGCUUUUGCCAACGAAAAGUUUAUAUGUACAUCCUUUCAGCAUGGAGGAAAGUUUCCCGGACAUUGCCACACUCUCAUCCAGUGCUUAACCUCUAUGAGUACACUGUUCCUGAAAAAAUUUUUAGAGAUCAUUCAAGGUAAGUAAACAGACUCUCAAAAGUGUUCCUCCAAGAAAACUUAAUGUUCCAGCAAGUUUAAGUGUUGAACUUUGCCAUUGAUGCCUUGAUCAUGGAACCUCUCAGUAUUCAGUAACAUCAAUGUGUUGAUAUUUUUUAUUGUUUUUAUUUUUUCAUUAUUUUUUCAGUGAACUGGCCACAGAUUUAUCAUCCCCUGACAUUGAAGGAAUUUAUGAAUCACAGGUUUGAAUGGACAAUUUUUGCUUGUUGCAUUAUUUUAAUACAGCUAGACUAUUAUCCUAUUGAGUGUCCAGCAGCAUCAAUGAUGUCCAAAAAUGUCAUGAGAGGCACCAUUUUGCAACUGCCAUUGUACAGGUGGCUUGAUAUAGCAUUUAAGCAUCAGCACUUUGUCUUUUUUCUUUUUUCUUUUCAUGUUUCACGUAAUAUCAAGGUUUUCAUUUCAUGUAUUAGAAGACCUUAGUCGAUAAGGGUUUGCUGUUCCCUCACCACUUACCUUAUUUCUUGAGGGAUUGGCUGUUUGUGGUUCACCAGUCUGAGGGUUGAUUCUAUCAGAGCAACUGGGCACGCACCCCUUCCCUAACCCAACAUUAACCCUAACUUGUUAACAAUUGGUAUAUAUUAUGUGCUUUAUUGUCAAUCUGUGAACUUAUUUUAUGUUGAUCACUUAAUUUUUAGGUUCCCUUGCUGAUAAGAGCAAUAAUUAAACUUGGAUGUGUCUGUAAAGUGAACAAGAUCUUUGCAAGGCUGUUUAAUGGAACGGUUAGUAUUAUUCACCAAAUGGAGGUGAAUAGUGGUGGCAGAAUAUUCUAGAUUAUUAUAUGGCAAAGUAGUUGUGAGGUAAAUCCAAACAUGCAAAUUGGUUUGGGAUGUUGGCAUACAGACCAUCUUCACAAAAAGGUUCACAGGUCAAACAAUAACAGCAACAACAAAACAAGGUCAGUCUUCAGUAGGUGUCUAAGCUGCAGCCAUACUGAAUAAUAUUGGCCCUAAGUCGCUUUUGUACAGACCCAGCACAGCAGGGUCUGUACUACCACUACCUUAGUAGGAAGUUAAUAUUCUUGAACAUAACUGUAAACCCCUCACAAUUAUGAAUUAUCUGUCUUUCAGGAUCUGGAUACAUUUGAGCUGGACCAACUGGAGUUCAAGACUCUUGCUGAGUGUUCCUACAUGGAAAAUGUGAAUCUGAAGAAAAUCUAUUUCUACCACAGCUCUUUGUAAGAACGAUUUCAUUACUACCUUAAUGUUUCUGUUCUUCCGUUCAUGUCAUAUGGGAAGCAAGCAAUUCUUUUCUGGUUUGUGACACACUCCUUUGCAAGUUCAAUUGGCACUUGUGAAUUUUAUCAGUUUGUCUUUAUGCCAGGGAGAAUUUCAUUCCAGAUGUACAUGUAAUAUUUUGAAUGACAAAUCUGCUCUAAAUACAGUUAUUUUUAUUAUGACUAUCAUUAUGGUGGGCUUCAGCAAAUAAAAUUAAUUUGUAUCUUUCUCUUAUAGAGACAGUCGAGUCAUAUUUGCAGUCUUCAUUCCAGCUUUACACAAGGUAUGAUUUAAUGCAUCAGCAAAUCAGUAAAAUUUUUUUGUGGACUAUAAGUUUGGUAUCAAUGCUUGUUUUCACUGUGAGUCCUUUUAGUGAAAGUUGCAAAGACUGCAUGGAUUGCUUGCUCAGUAACUGUGUGAAAACUGUUGAAAUUAUUGUUGUCAGGAUGUGAAAAGGAUCAUUUUUGAGAUACAAUCAAUGUUUUACUUACCUUUUGACCCAUAAGAGUGACUAAAAUUCAAUUUUUUCUUACAUGAUCACCCCCAAAUCAAACAUUAAGGUCAUGAGAAUAAAGGAAAUGACUACCAACUAAAGAAGCUUUUGAUUGUUAAACAAAUUCUCCUUGUCAGCACCUAAGGAAAUGUUUAGAGAACAGUAGGGAGAAUAUGCAUACUGAUGGUAGGGUGGAAAGGGUUAACUUGUAGAGAUGAAAAACUAUUUUCUUUAGGUCUCUUUGAUAUAAAAAAAAAAUUCUAAAAGCCAACUCUUGUUUUUCAGGCUUCUGUGUUUGUUUUAGAUUUGGUGAGAAAUAACCAGAUGCCAAACUUGUCUUCUUUGUACCAAGCAGAAAGAAAUGCAAGGUAUCUUAAGAUUGCAGUUAGAUAUUAAUUGAAAUGAAGGAGGAAAUAUAUGUAACAAAGGAGACGAGGAGCUCCUGCCUUCUUUUUUGUAGAAAUACUAAAGAAGAUCUUGUAAUUUUUAUUCUCAUCCUUGUCUAAGACAAAAUUUUAUUUUUUAACCCUUUAACCCCUAAAAGUGACUGGCAUCUACUUUCUCCCCACAGUAUCACCCCUGAAUCAAACAUUAAGGUAAUGAGAAUUAAGGAAAUGAUCACCAACUAAAGAAGCUCUUGAUUGUGAAACAAAUUCUCCUUGUCGACAACUUUGGAAAUAUGUAGAGAACAGUAUGGAGAAUAUGCAUACUGAUUUCAGGGUGUGAAGGGUUAAAACUUUAAUUUCAGGGCAGAAUUAACACACAAGUCUUCAUGAGUCUUCAUGUUGCCAACCCCAGAAUGAGAUGAUUAAGCUGGGUAGUUUAAAUGGUAUAUACAUGUACUUCAUAGCUGAAUUAAUGCCAUUUUGUCAUCUACACGACAUUUGGCCAUAAAGUGUAUACCACUUAAAUGCAGUUUGGCUCAAUAAGACUUGAUAGACUGCUUGAAGCAACUAAAGUUUUGUCUUAAGCAAAUUAUUAAGAGGAUACAAGAUUAAAUUUUAUGGAUAUUUUAUUUGCAGGCUUGAAAGGGAUCAAGGAGAUGAAAGUAUUUAUCCUCCAGACAAUCUUACAUUUGAUGUCAGAGUUGAUACUGACUCUAGACAGGUACAAAUUACCUAAGCACCUUAGAUUAUUUAAAGAUUGAUUCUGAAUUGUCUGGAAUUUUGCCUGGGAAAAAGUUCUUAAUAUGGUAGUAACCAGUUUAAUUUAGGUGAGGCAAUCCAGCAUGCCAAAUAUUUAACCCAGUAAGAGCAAGUAUUUUUAUAAAAUCAUUGUCUAUUUUUCUUCAUAGUUCUUUUAAAUUUGGGUUUGUAAUACGUGGUAUCUUUACAGACCUACAGGGCAAUUCAGAGAUUUCUUAUGGCCUACAAAGAGGAGAAGCGAGGACCCACAAUGAUUUUGGUGCAGUCACCUUGGGGUAUGAUACUUCUUGUUAUUCACAGUUGUUAGCCACAGCUCCGUGGAAUCUAUUUGUUUUAUGAUUUAAAGAAAGCAAAAUAUUGUUAAUGGUAACAUCAUCUAUGGGUCUGUCCUUCAUUAGAUCAUAAGUUAGAACCAAUCAAAGUGCUUGUGUGUUUCGGUGUAUUAUAUGAAAGUACACUAGAUGAAAAUUUUAUAUUCUGGUGCUAAUUAUGUUGAUCUAAAUCGGGAGGAAUUUCCCGCUGAAAAUGAAAGCAUAUUGCAGGCUGAUCUGGAAAAGCAUUUCUUUUUGUUCUGUUGUAGACCUCAGUCAUCUUACAUCAUCUAUUCCUAGUCUUCAAGAGUUUCCUCUUGUGUGUCUUCCAUACAGUGACAGGUAAUGUAAUUAAUACAGAAGUAUUUACUCUGUAUGCCUCAAAUUCUUGCUUUCUGUCGUUGUAAACAUGAUUAACCAGUAAAGAAUCUUCAUUUCAUGGCCUUAUACAUUCACAUAGACUGACUGUUCUAUUUUGAUUACUUCAGACUCCAGAAACACCAUGUCAAAUCCCCAUGAAAAAUUAACUCUAAAACAAUUUUGAAGGUUUAUCUUGGAUUAACAUCAAAUGCCUUUCAAACAACCAGCCCAUGGACUUCAAAUGGAACAUGAUAAUUUGUUUUAUCAACUGAGUUGAAAAUGAAAAUUGGCCACUGAGAAGAGUUUCCAGAUCAAUAUCAGUACCUGGGCAACAGUCUAUUUAGGGGUUGGGGGUUUAAAACCAAAGUUGAUGUUUGAGCAUGAAUCUUGUUAUACUCCCCUAAAUUGCUAAAGAAACUCUUCAUGGUAACCAAUUUACACAAAACCUCAGUUCAUAAAACCAAAGUAUCUUGUUAUACUCCCCAUUGACGCAGUGCCACUUUUUCUCUGGAAACUUUCUCCCUUUGUCCAAACUCAAUGGUCCAUGAACUGGUCAGUUCAUCAUUCUUUUUUUUUUUUUGCCAUUUUGUAAUUAUGAUUCAUCAGUAGAAAUAAAAAAAGCAAUUACAUAUACAUCAGUAUGAUAUAACUGAAGAGUUAGCAUGAGGUAAGGCAACCCAUAGGGAAACCAAGAGGCUUAAUUAUGUGAGCUACAGGCUCCUCAUGUUUUACAAAAGUGAGGUAUCAGUUGUAUGGGGUGAUUUAGGUACAAAAUAUUUCAGGUUAAAAAGGACACACACUUGUAAAACAAUGUGCAUUUGCUGUGUCUAGUUUUCUCUCAUUAUUUCUUGUUUCCUAGCAUUUAAAAUAGUAUACAGGUGUUGUAACUGACUUAUCCACUUAUCCAAACCACUUAGCCAGGUCUGUCAGGACAACCUGAUGACACACUUCAGAGGGGAGGGGACUAACAUGCAUUUCAUCCACAGGGUAUAACCAUACUGCCUGUUUCCUUCUCAAACCAGGAUGAGCUGCAUGUGUCAAGGUGUGUGACUGACUGUUGAUUUUAUUUGACAGCAAUGCACAGCACAAUGUUCUUGACUGGCAGCGACAUGCUGCAAGAAGGAUGGUACAGCAUUUCCUUGAGGUGGAAUUGUUUUUCCAGGUCAGGCAUGAUUCUUGGAUAUAACCCCAUAGCAAAUGUAAUCAUUCCACUAGUUUAAUGACUAUUUCAGUGGUACAACAGUGAGUACCGGUAAUCAUUUCAUUCAGAACUUAGAUGGAUAUAGAGAGAGGAAAACUGUUUAGGGCUUCCAGAAUAGAAUGAUACAUGCAUACAUCAUUAUUUCCAUGAAUGAAAUUUAUUUAAAUUGUGUAAAAGACAUGAGUGAGCUCAUUAGCGUCAGCUUCAUCAGUUUAUGUAAAUACUCUGAUUAGCCUCCAAGGGGCAUAUUAAUUUCCAGGACCAUAAUCUAUUUCUGAAGUUUUAUAAAUAUUUAAGGAGUUACCUUUUAAUAAACACAAAAGGGUUAAGAGAAAUUGACUUGAUUAAAUGUAAGUUGAAGUAAUUUUACUGUUUCAUCUUUGAUUUCUUCAAGUGCCAAGGGAUCAUUCAUUAUUUAUUACUUUGGGGAGGGGGAAAAGAGGAUUCUGAAAGUAUCACAUGGUUUCCCAGGGGGGGAAUAGAGAGGUAAUCAGUCAUUGUCAACAGAGUAUAAAUUGUAGACUAUAGAAGAUUGACUGUCAGUGAACUUACAGUCAUUAGAAUUUAACAGGGUCUUGACAUGGGGGAUCAAAUCAAUUUUAUAGUGACACAACCAAAAUCCUCCAAACCCUCCUGCAGGUGAUAAACAAAGACUUGUCCCUGAAUCCAUUUCAAUCUUACCACCAGGCUCAGCUUGAACUAGCUCAAUACUUUCAUGUCCCAGUGGGAAAUGUCCCAUCAGACCCAACUCUGUUUGCUGCAGACCUCUUCUAUGCUCGUCACCUUCAGAAACACAAUCACUUGUUGUGGAUGUCACCAACAGACAGACCUGAUCUGGGCGGCAAGGAGGAUGAUGAUAACAGGUCUGUCAACUUAAUUGUGGUCAUUCUUAUAACAACGUAAUAUUUUUAAGAAUGUGAAUCAAAUUUUGAUCAGCUCUUGAGCCAUCAGUAUUACCUUCCUUCUAUUGAGAACCCUAUGCAUGUAAUGUUGUCAUUGUGCUUAUUAUUUUCAAUAAUUUUAUGUUGAUUGUUUUCAUUUUUCAACCAAUAGACUAAGUGUUGUUUCUGAAGAAGGAGGAAACAUUGAAGUGAAUAGCCCAGGGUGUUAUCCCACAGUUUGUGUGGAGCUCUCAAUUGACUGUUUUGCAGUGAACACAGUAUUGCAGGUAAAUGUCGACAAAAUAUACAUUCAAGCUUGCCCUCACUGCUGCUAUUCAGGAGUUAGUUGAAGGGGGGCUGUUAAAGCUUUGAGUGGUAACUUCAAUCAAUAGCAACAUCAUUUUAAGUCUUGAGUUGUUUUCAAGCAAAGGUAGCAAUAUGCAUGUAUCCAUUGCUGUUGUUGUUGUUUUUUUUAAUAUUUUUACUUGGUUGACUAUUCUUGAUGGCACUAUUGCUUAAUCCUUUAACUCCCAGGAUCUUAUUCUUAAUUCUCAUCUGAGCUCCUACAAAUUUUCCUUCAAAGUAUUUAUGAGAAUUAGGUGUUAGAUCAAGGUAACAACUACCUGAUGAGUUUGAGUAUUCUCAUUACAUGUUUGUUGGACAAUGUAUGUAAAUUAUAGGGAAAAGGUGUGUUCAUCAGGUCAAAGAGUUAAAGUUAACAGAAUUGGUCUUUUGUCAUGAUUGUUUUCAGUCUGCACACAUCAAUGACUUUGAAGGAGGCUCUGCAACUGGAAUCAGCUUUGACAGUAUGCCACAGGUGACAAUACUCUACUAUGAUUAAAAUAAUUUCUCUUUUUCUCUUGACCAAUAGUGAAAAUGAUGCAUUUAUAUUGUACAAUCUCCACGUCUCUAGAGCACUUUACAACACUUUGCAGGAGACCUUGGGCAGUCUGCUUUGAGCAGUCUACAAUUUUGCCCCCAAUUUUUGGAAUUUUCAGAAACAAGGCUGGGCCAAAACAGCAAGAGCUAGAUGUUUCUUACUCUUUGCAACAAGUGUGUGGGUAUCCCCUACUAACCAGCACAAAAAAGACAUAGGAAACCUGUAGAUCCCUUAAUAAUUAAACCAGAUUUAAGACCACAGUGGUAAAAACUACUCCCAAUUGCAAACAAACAAAGCUCAAAAACCACCCCCUUGGGGUAGCUCCUAUCUUUAUAGCAACAUAUAGGGGAGUAACCACAAGGAACAACCAAUAACUUUGGUUUUUGAUUGUAGGCUUCUUUGGAAGAGUUAGUACAAGGAGGGUCUAGUGCAGCCUCCAGUUUGACAACCUAUGAUGAAGCUGCUCUGUGCUCCAGUGCUUUUAGGUUAGUAACAACCACGUGACAUAAUAAUAGUGCAGGUAAUACAAUUUCACUGAAAGCAAUACCACAAGCUGUUGCACAUAACCAUUGAAUAAGAACAGACAUAAAGAACUUCUUAAAACCUCUUUGGUUUAAUCAAAAUUUUUAAGAACCAGGCAACUGUGUAGCCCUAAUUUAUGCUUCAUGGUUGCCGUCGUCACCUCAUGGUGAUGAGUGGUUAUAUUGCCCCUUAAUGUUCAUACUACCAGUAAUAAGCACCUGACAAAGUGAGGCACAUUCUUUGUUGUAGAAUUAGUAAGUAACCAAUUCUUUCAAAAGUUCUAUAGUACAAUUACAAAGAGAGAAAUUAGGUUACAUCCCUAAUUGGCCAAGGCAUGUUGUUUGUUGCAGAAUCCUCAAGGGUAUGGUUCACAGCUGGUUGCAUGAAGUGUCUACCUAUGGAAAUCUAAAUGCAGAUGCGCAGUUGAUGCAUUUUUACAGGUAUGGUUAUGAGAAAGAAGACACAGUAUACAAUAAUAAAGCAAACUGCUCAAUUGUGGGAGACUGCUGAUUUCUGUGGUUUAAGCUGACAACCUUGCUGUGGAAAAUGGGGCAUCUUGAUCAUUUGACCCAUAAGAGUGACUAGCAUCUGGUUUCUCCUUACAGUAUCACCUCUGAAUCAAACAUUGAGGUUACGAGAAUGAGGGAAAUGAUCGCAAACUAAAGGUGCUCUUGAUUGUGGAGCAAAUUCUACUAGUCAGCACCUCAGGAAAUGUAUAGAGAAAAGUAUGGAGAAUGUGGCUAUUGAUCUUAGGGUGUAAAGGGUUAAUGGUUAACAUCCUGCAUAUAAGAUAAAAGGUCUGGGUUUGAGUACUUGGCUCAGCAAUUGCAUUGUGGUAAUAGUGCCUCUCUCCCAGUCAGAAAACCUGACUACCUGCAUAGGGGUGGGAGGAAGAGGGUGCCCCUUUAAACAGCUAGUAUCCAAUUUGGUAAGAGAAACAGGUACCACUUUACUGGAAACUAGAUGAGGUGACAUAACCUCCAGUGUUCUAGAGUCAUUAAUCUUGAGAGUGGUUAUAUUACCUUUUGCCUUGCCUUGUUACUUUUCAAACUUUUUUUCUGGGUUUGCUUUGUUUCAAUUUAAUCCAUUUACAAUAACUUGCAUUCUAUUCUCUUACUCAGGUGGUUGGCGUCACCUUCAGCUCUUCUUUAUGAUCCAGCUUUGUGUAGAAUGGUGCAAAGAAUGAUGAAGAAGUUAUACAUGCAGGUUUGUAAACCUUUCCCCCCCCAUGAUCUAGCUUUAUGUAGAAUGGUGCAAAGAAUGAUGAAGAAGUUAUACAUGCAGGUUUGUAAACCUUCCCCCCCCCCAUGAUCUAGCUUUAUGUAGAAUGGUGCAAAGAAUGACAAAGAAGUUAUAUAUGAAGGUUUGUAAACCUUCCCCCUCCCCUUCCCCCCUCAGUUCAUAACUAACACUUUUUCAGAAGACAAACAGUUACCAUGAUAUCUGGCACCAUCCUCUUUUGUACCUUCCCACUUUGCUUUAUGAAGUGGUCUGAAUACUAGUGUGUAGGACUCCCCAGUAAGAAAUAAGUACUCAAGGAGUAAUGGAAGGUCCUCUCUAAUUAGAUUAGAAAUCCUGAAUUAAUACACUGCAUGUCAGUUCCCCUCCCCACCCCCCGAUAUGUCUUCCAGUCUUGAAACCAGCCAUCUCCAGACCUCUCCCUUUUUAUUUUAAUUCCAUGCUCUAAAAUUUGUGGUUGCUGUUUUUAUCAGCUUAUUGCAGAAUUCAAGCGUCUUGGUUCUACCAUAGUGUUUGCAAACCUUAGCAGAAUAAUCAUUUGCACAAAGAAGAGAAGGUACAGUACUACAAGCAGGUUCCUUCUUCUAGUUUAUCUUGGCCUAACAUUGAUGUAGGAGAUGUGUGUGCAAACUCUAGAUUGAAAUCCAGGUUAAAGUCUGGCUGGGUGAUGGCUUUGUCUUCUUGGAUUAGACAGUUACCUCUUGCUGUACCUUUCUUUCCUCUGGAGUUUAAGUGGGUAUGGUUGAUUUGUCCUGGAAACCUGACAAAGUCCUGGUUGAUUGGAGGGGCGUAGCCAACAAUUUGUAACAAAUUUAAAAGACACAACAUUCACAUGGUGAUUUAUAAGGAAGUAUUAACAAAUUAAAUUUAAAUACUGUGGAAGCAAUGGGUUUCAAGGCUAGUAACAUGUAACCUACCACUGAACAGUAACCUGAAGUGCAUGCCAUUUUCAUUCUUAUCCUGCAGUGUUGCUGAUGCCAAGGCAUACGUGGAUUUCAUUCUCAAUAGUAUUCGCAGAAAAGACUUGUUCCACAGUAUUGAAAUAAAACCAGAAUCUUGCUGGGAGUAUCUAAUGUGGAUGGAUCAGGUAAUUGGACUUUCUUAUUCCUUAAACCUUUUAGCUCAAAGGGUGACUAGCAUCUAAAUUCUCCUUACAAUAUCACCCCCAAAACAUGCAUUAAGGUCUCAAUGAUAAAAGAGACUCAAGAAGGUCUUGAUUGUUAAACAAAUUCUCAUUGUCAUCACCCUAGGAAAUGUUUACAGAACAGUAAGGAGAAUAUGCAUACUGAUGCUAGAGUGUAAACAGUUAAAAAGAGUGCCAGCAAACUGUCUGGAAAACUGUACAAAAUGCUGGAGUGUUGCCAAGCAGUAUAUGUUAUAAUAAUUCUGCAUGCAAUAAUCCAAGAUAAGCUGUGGUAAUAUGUGCUGUUAUUUGCUUGAGACACAACAACUUUAUUUUGUUUCUCAGGCAAACCAUGGUGGCGUGAGAGGGAAGCUUCCCAAGGAGAUUGAUGAAGAGGAGGUUGUGGAAAACAUGGAGGAUCUGGAGAACAGUACUGAUGAAUUUAUGGCCACUCCUAAUGAUGACAAUGAAGUAAACAAAACCUAUUUUUUAUGUUAAAAUUAUUUUUGUUGGUAUUAAUUUAAUUUUUUUGCUGUAUCCUCCUUUAAAAUGUUCCAUAGCAUUAUUGGCCAAUCAAUUUGAAGCAUUAUCACCAAUUAUUUUAUGCUUACACUUUUCAAUUCUUUUCCUUGAUAGAAUAGCUGUUUUAAAGUGCCUUCUCUUUAAGCUAAUACUGUCUGAAGACUGAAGUAGAACAAUACAGAGUUGCAUUUUUGAACCUUAAUUAAAGUUUAGAGAAGAAUUUUUCUAAGACAGUUUCACCUUACAGAUCAGUUAACUAUCAGCAACUUUCUAAGUGCUGUUCAUAUAAUUUUUUGGUUACCCCAAGUGCUCCAUGAUGUAGGGCCAUUUCAGCCAAUUGCCAAUUGAAAAUAAAUUCUAGAAAAAAAGUAGUGAUGUUCUGGAACAGAAUACUCAUUAAAGCAUCAUGUGAGUUAUACCUACAACAGGUAUUCAAAAUAUGAGCCAUAUUUUGGUAUUUUGAAAAAUUCAUGUGUGGUAAAUUGACAAUGACUGAAUUGCUCAUUUACUUAUGUUUUUGAACUUUUUUUCAGCCUAAUGUGGAAAUGAAUUGGAACAUGAAGAGGUAUCUUCCCUCAGCUGCUUCUUGUCAGAGCUAUUUUCAGGUCAGUAUCAGGAAUUGAGUUACUAAGUAAUUGCAAGCAGUGAGCAUGGGUACUAUAGACAGAGACACUAUUGUAAGUAAUCCAAUUUUUAUAAACCUGGAGUUGUGUUUUACCAUGCUUGUGGGGUGUGGGUUUAUGUUCUCACCAUGCAACUCAGAGGGGGAUCCAGGAUUUUUUUGAGGAGGGGAAGCAUCAUUAAGGAAUGAUGUAGCUAAAGGAUGACAUAAACAAAGUUUUUGCGAUACUUAUUAUAUAAGAAAGCUGCAGGUCAUCGCAGGGGAGGGGGUGCGCAUUCCCAGCACAGCUCCCCUGGAUCUACCUCUGUAACUGGUUUGUAAACCCAGCCAGUGUGCUGGAGAAUCAGUAGACAGUUGUUUGCAAAAACAAAGUCUUUGCUUUCUUUUAACAUUUUGCCUUUUGUAAGACUGCAGCAUGUUCUAGAAUGUAUCACAAAUAUCCACCUAGGAUGUGGGUCAGUAUGACAGUGAUUUAAGGAAUGCCAAAUAGGAGCAACCAAAUUCCAAAUGCUUUAAUUGAUCAGUGACUUUUCCAAUGUAGAAAAAAAUAAAUGCUGAUGGGUACAUGAGCAAAUCUGACAAUAUAUAAUCACAAACAAACCUCACAGAGCAUAGACCAUUUAAUGUUCUCCUUUGAAAUGUUUCUGAACAGAUGUUUCUUUCUAGAUUAUCAUUGCUAGUCAUAUUCAUGCAAUGUACACCCAUUCCUUGGAAGAAAGAAGGCACAUUGAACCUGGCAGUACUCCAAUCAAGAAAAGAACAAGUUCCCAAUCACAGGUUUAGCUCUCAAUCAUCUUAGUUUAGCCCAGCCUUUUGGUAAAGAUAAAUAAAAGGAUUAUGAGGAAAACCUCACUUUGCCUUUUGAUUUACUGUUCUCCAACAGAUAGUUGCUGACACAUCAGCCACACCCAGCCUUGUAACAUUUGCACAGGAGAGGAUCUCUGGAGAACUAACUCAAACUCUCUUUAAGUAAGUAUCCUUCUGACAUGGUUCUUGGUAGUAAACCUUUUAAGUUACAAGAUGUAUGCUACUGAUUGUAUUGCUUUAUCAUUAAUUCAUGAGAAACUCAUUUCACAGUGACUUCCUACAAUUUUAUGAAAUAGUAGAAUGUUGGUCUCCUUAUUUGAGAGACACACUGUGAUCCUGAAGUGCCUUUACCAAGCCUCAUCACAAUAUUUCAGGAGGAAGGGGGGAAGGGAGGGUGAGGUAGAUUUGCCACCAAGGCCUUGACACCUUGACCCUGUUUCAAAAAGCCUGUGUAUUUCUCUGUCUUGGGACCUUUUUGAGGCUUAUUCUGUAAUUAUUACAUAAAUAUCUGUUUAUUUCAGUGUGACACAGAAGAUACAACAUGCAUUGUCUGGUGACAGAUCUUCAAAUGUAGAUCCUAGUGCAGAAUUUCCACUUCUGCCUGGAUCCCAUCUUCCACUAAACAAUCCUGCUUUGGAGUUUGUGAAGUUCAUUUGCAAAGUAAGACCUGCUGCUUCAUUUAUCUAAAUCACUUUAUUACCAAGUGGCCCACCCAGGAAGAGCAUGUCCCUGUUUUCUUAGCAUGAAGAGUCCAAGAGUAUCAGUACCCCUCCCUGGAUGUAAUGAUUGUCUAUCACAAAGUGAUCCCCAUCAUCUCAUCAGGCUUCCCAGACAAUUUUCUUGUACCCAUUUAUACUACUGGGUGGAGAGACCACUGUGAGAGUAAAGUAUUUUUUCCAAGAACAAAACGCAUUGUCUCAAAUCUAGAACUCUUUGUUCUCCCAACUUUUUAAUCCACCAUAGUUUUUUUUUUUCCUCAACAGAAUUGAAAUUUUUAGAAAUAUAAUCAAGUUUUCUGGAAAAUGUUUUUUUUUUUUUUCCUCAACAGAAUUGAAAUUAUUUAUUUUUUCUUUAGGUGUUGUCAUUGGACUCUAACACUCAGCAUCAAGUGAACAAGUUAAGGUAUGAAUUACCAUUAAGAACAAAAAUCCUUGCCCUUGUUUGAGAGAAAAUUUUGAUGAAAACCAAAGUUAUACCACAAGGCCAGUCAUAAAGGGAAAAUACUGGAAGGGACUAACAGAAACUCAAAGUAUACCAAUGGAAUUUCUGAAUCCCUUCAUUAUGUUAAAUUAUGGUUCAGGGAAAUUAAGAAGCCGCCUAGAAUUAAUGGAACUCAAAUUGACCCAAAUUUUUCUUAGAUUUUAUAAGGUUUCAAUUGUUUGCUUUCUGUGUUCUUCCCCAGACGAGACCUGCUGAGGCUCCUUGCUGUUGGAGAAUUUUCUUCAGAGGCAACGUUUAGAGAUCCUUGUUCAUCAUUGGUCCUUCCAGAGGUAUAAUAGCUUCUUCUGCAGCAACAUUAUAAACAUCAUCUUUGACACCAUGAUAUAAAUGUUGCAUAUUUUCCCUAACAGGUGAUUUGCUUGUCCUGUAACUCUUGCCGUGACCUGGACCUCUGCCGUGAUCCCUUCAUAACCGCAGCAGAAGGAAACAAUCCGUAAGUAACUGGUGACUAUUUUGCCAACCUGUUCUCAACACUUAUCCCAGAAAUGCCAUUUUUUUUUCCUUCUUUACCUUUUGCAGUGCAUGUUGCAGAUGUGCAAAUCUAGAGUGUGGCAGUGAAUACAACAUGGAUUUCAUUGAGAGUCAGUUGAUUGACAUGGUGCAAAAGCAGUCUAUGGCAUUUGUUCUUCAGGAUCUCAAAUGUGUUAAAUGCCAUGGAGUAAGUUUUCCAUGAAAGAAUGAAUAAUAGAAGUACUGUUAACCUUUAAACUCCCAUUAGUGACCAAGGUAGAAUUUCUCCUUACAAUAUCAAUCCAAAAUCAAGCAAAUAAGUGACGAGAAAAGAGAAAAAUAUCAAUUAUGGGAUCAAUGGUUGAUCCAAUACCAAAUUGGCAGAACUAACAUCAAGAGAAUUGUAUGGCAGAUAAUAAGGAGAAUUACUGAUGAGAUCUUGAGAAUGAAAGGGUUAAUUGAUAAUGAUGCAAAUGCUUGGAAAUACCUGUCAAAUGCAACAGUUAAUUUUACUCCUAGCAAACCAGGUAAACUGACUCAAUCACUGAUUAAUUAAUUACAAAUACCGUAAUUUCCGGUCGUUUACCCAAACUGUUGGCAUUAAAGGUGCGGGUUAUGUGACAAUUUUAAAAUUUAGUGGUAGUUGAACUGAAAAAAAAUCACUGAUGCCGCAAAGCGGCACGAAAAAUUAAUUUACAAAUUAGUUGCGCGACAAACUCUGACACCUCAAAAUUUCUCACCAGGGUGUUUGUGAUUUAGGAAUCUCAGAUCACCACUUAAUAUAUGCAAUCGUAAAUCUCAAAAGAAAACGUCUGAAACCAACGCUCAAAACAGUCUACGAUUAUAAAAAAGUAGAUCUAGACUCAUUAAGAACGGACUUUGCUGCAGCCCCAUGGAGUAUCUGCAAUGUCUUUCACAAUCUGGACGAUGCUACUUGGGCUUGGGAGUAUUUAUACAAGGACAUUAUGAAAUCUCACCUUCAUGCUCGACGAGUAAAGAUAAGAAGAGGGGGCCUACCCUGGAUGAACUCUUCCAUACGUAAAGAGCUGAACAAACGCUACAAAUUACUCCUUAAAGCACAGAAAACACCGAAGGGCUCACAAGCCUGGAUAGAUUACAAGAAGGCAAGAAAUAAAUGCACCAAACUCCUUAGAUUAGCGGAAUCAAGUUAUUGGCUAACAAAAUUUAAUGAGACAACCUCUGCUCGAGAUUUUUGGAAGACAGUAAGAUCUUUCGAGGGAAAACAAACAGCUACAAAUAUCGGACCGAUUAAAGAUAGUUCCGGAGUUAUUCACGCAGACGAUACAUCAAAGGCCAACACUUUAAAUUCCUUUUUUGUCAAUGUUGGAAAAUCCCUCUCGAAAUCAACACAAGAUUCUUCAGUAAACUCUCCUUGUCAGUCCGCAAGAAAAAUCAGUGCCUCUCUUUAUAACAUAGCCCUUAACAGAGACCUUUUAAAAUCUUCUCUAAGGUGUUUGAAACCUGGCAAGGCGAGUGGACCUGAUGACAUAUCCAGCAAAGAGCUGUACCUUAUUGGAGACGCAUUUUUGGAUUGCUUUAUGCCACUGGCUCAAAGAAGUAUUUUGGAAUGCAAAACCCCAGCCAGUGGAAACAGGCACAGGUAAAAUGUCUUCACAAGAAGGGGAAUACUCUCGACUGUGAAAACUACAGGCCUAUUUCCCUUCUUAGCAUUCCGGGCAAGCUAUUGGAGAAUGUUGUAAGCCAACAACUUGAUAACUUCUUAUAUAGCAACAAUCUGAUCUCCUUAAAUCAAUGGGGCUUCAGAAAAGGAAGCUCACCCGAGCUGCUCUUACUUUCCGUCACAGAACGAUGGCGUUUAGCCUUGGAUGAAAGCAAUAUUAUUGGCGUAGUCUUUAUUGAUUUUCGGAAAGCGUUUGAUUGCGUCAACCACACAGUUCUUAUGGAUAAAUUACACUCUAUAGGUAUUAGUGGCUCUUUUUACGAUUGGCUCUUAAAUUAUCUUGAUAAUCGUAAACAAUUUGUCACCGUAAAUGGUUCAAACUCAGAAUUGUUGGAAAUAGAUACGGGUGUACCCCAAGGGUCUUUACUUGGUCCUAGACUUUACAGCAUUUACUCAAAUGAUCUGCCCGGAGCCACAACGAACGCUUCCGUUGAAAUGUUUGCAGAUGAUACUACUGUUUUUUGCAUUGGAAAUACUGUUGAUGAAGUUUUAUUUAAGAUACAGAAAGCGAUCGUUGACUUAAACAAAUGGGCUAAGGAUAACUUCAUGACUAUUCAUCCCGCAAAAAGUGAACUAAUGUUGUUAUCAAAAUCAAGAUUCAUCGGACCCCUACAGAAAAUUUGUUUAGGGCAAAAUGAGUUGUCAUUUGUUUCCAAAGCUACAUGUUUAGGGAUUCUUAUCGAUAAUAAACUCUCUUGGUCGCCACAUAUAAAAUCUUUGAGCAAACGUUUUUCGGCAAGAGUGAAGAAACUCAAACACCUAAAAGGACUCGACAAUCGCCUCUUAGAGUCAAUUUAUUUCAAAGGUAUCAUUCCAAGUAUUGCGUAUUCUAUUGCAUUAUGGGGAUCUUCUAAGUCACUUCAGACACUGGAAGACAUUCACAUUGGAGCCGCGAGAUUUAAUUUUAACCUAAAGGAAUCUACCCCCAAUACUGAAGUUCUGGCAGCGACAAAAUGGAAGUCCUUAUCAUAUUUCUAUAAAAAGAGGAUUGCCACUAUAUCCUAUCAGGCAUUUUACAAUAGAGCUCCGGCUGCUAUAAGCUCUUUGUUUACUAAACACUCUCCGUUGAGAAAUCUAAGGGACAAUCUGAAGCUAUUCGUGCAACGCCCUAAAAGUGACUUCCGUCGAUCUUCUUUUUCUCACCAUGCGUCUGUUCUAUGGAACAACUUACCCGUGUACUUGAAGAGCAAACCGAACAUUGUUUUUUUCAAAUCUGCUCUCAAAGCAAAAUCCGACAUUUUAGAUAAAAUAACAUUUAAUGGUUUACAGGGACUAAAUAAAGACGUUGUAAAUUACAUAUAUUAAAGCUAUUUUACUACUUUUAUUUAUUUUAUUACUUUUUAUUACUACUGUAAAUCAACUGUAUAUUAUAUUACUAGGUCUUACAUCCUUUCUUACUUACCAUAAUUUCGCUACUUGUUAUUGUUAUUAUUUAAAUUUUGUAGACACUCUUUAGUUUUGUAGGUCCACAUCAGCUUUUUAGCUGCCAUUUAUCGACCUACGUGACAAAUAAAGUAUGGAAACGUUAGAUUUCCAUUUUACUGUAUAAUUGUCAGCUAAUAUUGACAUAGAAUUUGCAUCUGAAUUUCUUUGACCUUUUGAACAGGAGUUGGAUCAAACAACUUUUAAAAGACUGAAAUUUAUCACCUUAAUGGUGACCUUGAAUUAAUGAUACAAACAUUGAUUUUUUUUCAAAUAUAGAUUACUUUGUUAACAUGUUAACCAGAUACCAGUCUCUAUCAUAACAAAAUCACCUUCAGCCUCCAAAUCAAAGGCUUAGUAACUAAGUACACAACUGUAAAAUGACCGAUUGGUGAUGCAAAAGUGGAGAUGAAAAUAUAGAUCUGGACAAAAUAAUGCGGGGAAGUAUAUUUUGUAAUGAUCCUGGAUCUGUAUAGGGGAUAUCCCUACAUUACAGGCAAUUCCAAAGAGAAGUUCCAUCUUCACAGAAUAUUGCUAAUUCCUUAGGAAAGCAAGAAAAUUGAUAGGAAAAAUUUUAACGAGGAAUUUAACUAAAAAUAGUAACCUUUUCACAGCACUUCAAAUUUUUAGAUAUCAUCCAACAGAGUUGGGUUUAAGCACAGUUGUAAUUGUUUAUGCUCAGGUGAGAAAUACAGACAAUCUCUUGAUCUUUUUUUUACAAGUUGAUCCUAACAAAUGACCAUUUCAGGUAAAUGCAACAAAUAUGUCAAGAUACUGCAAAUGUGCAGGCAACUUCUCCCACACUCUGUCUGUUGAUGACUUCUACAACAAGCUAAAGACAUUUAGAAAUGUGGCUAGGUAAGUUUUAAACAGUACAGGACAAGUUCCUCCUUUUUCUUACACCUCUGUGCUAAGGGAAUUAAUUAAUAACUUAUCCUUUAACCAAAACCCUUGUAUCAUUUACCAUCACUGAAGGCAGGAUGCCUCUAUCCAGCACACACCUUUCCUUAUUCCAAUGUUUUUUCCUAAAUGGAGUUUCUACAGCUUAAUUCUUGUGUGAUUGACAUGCAAUAUUUCUUCACAUAGGCACCUUCACACAAAUAAGUGCCCACCCCCUGUGCCAUAAUAUCAGACAAGCACCCCUCUCAACUAAGAGCCCCCCAUCCCUCCCUCACUUUCUUAUAUAGUAGUGAUACAAAGAACAGCUGUUCCUGUUGCUACUUUAUUUUCAACUUUUUAAGCCUCAACCGCGGUAGAUUCAGUAGAGGGGAAGAGUUUUCAAAUAAGUGCCCCCUCAAUUAAAUUAAAUGCCCCUCCUUUUAGCCAAAAUUUUAUACAUGCGCAUGGGAAUUUAUCUGAGGAAAUAUAAUAUACAAGUUACAUGUUCAAAACUGUUGAGUAACUGUUUUCUCAGUCCUUAAGUUAAAACUAAUAGUCAUUGAUUGGCUACACUCUUUAGUCUAGAUUAUUUCAGAACAAGAUCACUGGAUAGAUUAGGUUUUUUAUAAAUGUUUACAUAAAAAUUUCUUUACAAAUUUGCUUCAUGUGUCAAUUUUGUACCUCAAAAUAUCUAAUUUUUGACACAAAUUCAAUAUUUUGGCUCUGGAAAAAAAUGCAAUGUACAGAUUUUAUAAGAACUCGAUAAUUUCCUUGUGAAUAAAAGUAGUCUGAGGCAACUUUUCUCUGUAACUGCCUGUGUCUUUGUGACUGUGUGAUUACCAAGUUAACCAAACCAAUUUAUCUCACAGACAUAAAACUGCUAAGCUUUCAAAUUAGUGGCUUCUUUAAUUAAGGUCUUAUUCUGAUAUUGUUUCACAGGCAUUACAAGUUGGCACUUCUGGAAGAAACAGUCAACUGGAUUAUGGAGAAAAAUCCUCAUUUUUAAUGACCAGUUAAAAAAAAUAUAAAUAAUUUAUCAAAAGUUAUUAGAGUGACAUUUCUUGUUCAUGAAUACAAAGCACCAUACACAAGUCAUUUGUUUUCCUUUUAUGUUUAGAGCAGAAAGUUUACUGGAGCUGCCACCAAAAAAAUGUAACUUGCCAAUCAGUUGUGUUUGCAAGUCUGGGGA
Pocillopora meandrina is the source of this 39627-nucleotide messenger RNA. The record is from the annotation of a GenBank genome assembly. Lineage: Eukaryota; Metazoa; Cnidaria; Anthozoa; Scleractinia; Pocilloporidae.